AUGUCUCCUACUGCUUUAACUAACACUACCGCUACCACCGAACCUUUGCCUGGACAUGUCGGUAAUUUGACAGUCAAGGAACAAGACAUGCUCAAGCAACUUUGGAUUCGCCUUUUCGAUCUCUUCAAGCAAAAAGGUACCGAAUAUACGCCUGUGAAGCAAGAGGAAGCUCCUGUCAAGAAAGGUGGUUGGUUCUCCAAGAAGGAAACUACUCAACAAAAGGAUGUAUUCAUUGGCACCACUACUGAUCCCACUUGGUUGACAUUGCCCCUCGAAAAGGCAUUGCCUUUGAUUCCCGGUACUCUACUUGGUAAGACUUUCUGGGGAAUGGUUGCCACUGACAACCCAGAUGCCGUCGUUCUCCGUUUCUUGCGUGCUCGUAAAUGGGAUUUGGAUGCUGCUUACAACAUGUUGACCAACACGCUUCGUUGGCGUUUAGUCCAUCGUCUUGAUGACAUUGUUGCUCUUGGCGAGAAUGGUAUUCGUGAUGAACUUAACAAAGCCAAGCCCGAAUUGGGCGAUUGUUUCAUCACUCAACUCAAUUCUGGUAAAGCCUACUUGGGUGGCCCUGAUAAGGCUGGCCGUGGUAUUUGCUUCAUCAAUGUCAACCUCCAUCACAAGGAAGAUCAACCCGUAGAAGUAAUUAAACUUUUGACCAUGUACGUCAUGGAAACAUCUCGUGUCGUUGUCCAUCAACCUGUCGAGGCUGCUUGUAUUGUUUUCAACAUGGAUGGUUUCACUCUCAAGAACAUGGAUUUCGAUUUUGUCAAAUUUUUGGUAACCUGCUUCGAAGCAUAUUACCCCGAGACUUUGGGCUCUUGUUUGAUUCACAGAGCUCCUUGGGUCUUCUCUACCGUUUGGAACUUGAUUACUCCUCUUUUGGAUCCUGUUGUUGCUACAAAGAUUCACUUCACCAAGGACUACAAUGAAUUACAAAACUUUGUCGACAGCGCUGCUUUGCCUGGUAACAUCACUGGUGAUAAGGAGAAGAAGACCUUGGAUGAAAAGAAGAUUGAUCCCGUCCCUGCUGGUAAAUUGGAUACACCUACUACUCCUGCCUAUCAAGAAUACCAAAACAUGAUCAAGGAAUAUCAAAUUGAGACACUUGAAUGGGCCAAGUCCAAGUCUGUUGAAGGUGGCGAAGUUGCCGCUCGUCAUGAACUCGCUAGACAAUAUCGUCUUGCUCGUUUUGCUACUGAAUUAGACAUCAGAGGUCCUACUGGCUACCAAGCCAAGGGUCUUGUUACUAUUAAGGAUAAUCGUGUCUUGCUCAACUAUGGUAGUGAUGGCUGGACUCCUUUGGACAUCACCGAAUCUGUUUAA
Molecule: messenger RNA, 1323 nt
Organism: Mucor velutinosus
Lineage: Eukaryota; Fungi; Mucoromycota; Mucoromycetes; Mucorales; Mucoraceae
Exons: 3
Coding region: 1-1323 (440 amino acids)
Source: RefSeq, a predicted model, not a curated record